Messenger RNA from Mauremys mutica (yellowpond turtle), 581 nucleotides. RefSeq names its product MyoD family inhibitor domain containing 2 (gene MDFIC2). NCBI's taxonomy places the organism in Eukaryota, Metazoa, Chordata, Testudines, Geoemydidae. The transcript is spliced from 3 exons. Bases 120 to 548 code for a protein of 142 amino acids. The record is from RefSeq and is a predicted model, not a curated record.
UUUUUGCAUUCUGCAUUUGCCUCCCUCCUGUUUCUGUGCCCAGCUGUUCUCACUUCCUGAAUCUAGAUAUCCAGCUUACAAGUGAAAAACAUAAAGACAAGAAACCUACGAAAGGCAUUAUGAGUUCAGUGUCGGAAUUCAGCAUCACAGACGCACCAUCCAAGGACACCAAAAAUGAGACGAAAUUGUCUGACUCUAGUACAUCAUCAUUAUCUUCCCUUGAGAAGUGCAGGACACAGUUCACCUACAUCGAAAAUGAUGCAUCGGUUCAUCAGAGAGACAGUGAUGAUGAAUGUGCAUCUCUUAUCCUGGCCUGCUUGUUCUGCCAAUUUUGGGACUUUCUUAUAAUGCUGCCUAAUACCUGUGAAAAUUGGUUGAUAAAUAUGUGCUGUCCAUCCUAUAGAUAUCACCAUACCUCCAGUGAAAACCACUCCAACAAUGACUGUACCUGUGACUGUGACAUUGAUUGCAGCAUUUUUGAAUCUUGUCAUGAAACCAGUGAAUGUCUGGAACUUGCUUUGGAGAUUUCUGAAGUCUGUUAUCGCUAAUAGGAAACAAUUGACAGAAUUCCCACAAACUGU